AUGAAUGUUAAUAGUAUUAUUGAAGAAGUACAGGCAAUAAAAGUUUUGCCUCAUAUGAUGUUUAAUGCAUCAAAACUUAAGGUGUUAAAUGAUUAUGUAGAUAUUGCUUUUGAAAACAAUGAAUAUUUUGAUAACGAAGUUAUGCUAACGUUGUUAAGAUUAUUCUGCCUUUAUCCGCAUUGUUAUGAUAGAAUGGCAGUUAAAAAAAUUUUGAUAUGCGUUUUAUAUAAUAUAAAUGAGAUUGAUAUGAACAUAUAUCUUAGUUUAAUAAAUUCUAAUUUAUAUGAUGAAAAUAUAAAAAGUGUUGUAUAUUUACACGAUUUAAUUAAAAAAUGCCAAUUUAAAAAAUUAUGGACUUGUAUAUACGAUAAUGAUUCAGAUAACAAUUAUGAUUAUUCCUUUUUAAAAAAUAAUAAUAAUUUUACUUUUAAUAUUAGAAAAUAUAUUUUAAAUUCAAUUUCUCUAAGUUUUGAAAAUAUUAGUUUAAAAAAAAUGUCUGAAUAUUUAAAUAUUGAGGAUUUUUCAGAAAUUGAAAAUUUUUUAAAAGAAAAUAAAUGGACUAUUAAAAAAAUAAACUACAAAGGUGAAGAACAGUAUAUUUGUUGCAACGGAAAUAUUGAAAAUAUUCAACAUAAAAAAAGUAUUAAUACAUAUUUUAACGAAGAUAAUAUAUCCUCCUACAUAACUAAACUAAAUAAUUAA
This is a messenger RNA of Plasmodium relictum, 702 nucleotides long. Its product is annotated as SAC3/GNAP family-related protein, putative. The record is from RefSeq and is a predicted model, not a curated record. Gene Ontology annotation, cellular component: eukaryotic translation initiation factor 3 complex; cytoplasm. The transcript is spliced from 2 exons. Gene Ontology annotation, biological process: regulation of translational initiation. Bases 1 to 702 code for a protein of 233 amino acids. Gene Ontology annotation, molecular function: translation initiation factor activity; ribosome binding. Lineage: Eukaryota; Apicomplexa; Aconoidasida; Haemosporida; Plasmodiidae.